Messenger RNA from Racocetra fulgida, 519 nucleotides. The record is from the annotation of a GenBank genome assembly. Lineage: Eukaryota; Fungi; Glomeromycota; Glomeromycetes; Diversisporales; Gigasporaceae.
GUUCCUGUUGUGUUAGUAGGAAACAAGAUCGAUCUUCGGGGUGAUCAUGUAGCUAAUCAGUCUCUGGAAGACGAAAUAAUACCGAUUAUGAAUGAGUUCAAAGUAAUUAUAAAAUUCGGAUUCUUGCUUGAAAUUUUUACUAGUCGUAUUUAUUUACCAAUUGUGCGGAAAUGCUUCAAUGCGCCACUUCAACAACAAGAACUUGAAGGCGUCAAAGAGGUUGUAAGGGAGCAUGAACCUAGUGGUGUUAAUGAAGUGGGCUUGACCGAACUUGGUUUUUUAUUUCUUCAUACACUUUUUAUACAACGAGGUCGGCUAGAAACUACGUGGACAGUUCUGCGAAAAUUUGGCUAUGGUGAUGAUUUAUCGUUGAGAGAAGACUUCCUCUUCCCUCCGUACGUACAUAGUCUUGAUUAUGUUAAGUCAGUUAACAAUGAUAGCGUUCAACAUGAUUGUUCCGUGGAAUUAAGUCCUAAGGGAUAUCAAUUCUUUGCAGAUAUAUUUCAAGUUUUUGACAAA